Centrocercus urophasianus (Greater sage-grouse) is the source of this 1617-nucleotide messenger RNA. RefSeq names its product transmembrane protein 175 (gene TMEM175). Gene Ontology annotation, molecular function: proton channel activity; potassium ion leak channel activity. The coding region runs from base 51 to 1505 and encodes 484 amino acids. The record is from RefSeq and is a predicted model, not a curated record. Gene Ontology annotation, cellular component: lysosome; endosome. Lineage: Eukaryota; Metazoa; Chordata; Aves; Galliformes; Phasianidae. The transcript has 10 exons.
UGUCGGUUCCGCGGGCCGCCACGCCGGGCCCUGGCGGCGGGGCUAGGAAGAUGGAGCUGGAGCUGGAGCUGGGGAGCAGCACGCAGACGUCGCACCGGCUGCUGGCCUACAGCGACGCGCUGCUGUCCAUCAUCGCCACGGUGAUGAUUUUGCCUGUGGCUCACACAAAAAUACAUCCCGAUCAGAAACUAGGUGAAAGUGUUCAGCAACUUCUUCUAACAAAAAUUGCGGUGUACUUGAUGACCUUCUUAAUAGUCACAGUGGCAUGGGCAGCACAUGUAAGGUUAUUCCAGGUGAUAGAGCUUAUAGAUGAUGUCCUUGCUCUUCUAAAUCUGGCCUGUAUGAUGAUCAUAACUUUCUUGCCAUACACAUUUUCCUUAAUGGCCUCGUUUCCAGGGGUGCCUUUUGGAAUUUUCCUGUUCAGUGUCUGUGCUGUUGUCAUUGGCCUUAUACAGGCUGUGAUAGUAGUGUAUGGAUUCUAUCACCCACACUUAUUGAAUCAGCAGAUACAGGUGUCUGAAAAUCAGAACUUCUAUAAACGUCACAUCCUAAAGAUUAUCCUAAGAGGACCAGUUUUAUGCUUUUUAGCAGCCAUCUUUUCUUUUUUCUUUAUUCCCUUGUCUUACCUACUUCUUGGGCUCGUAAUCGUUUUUCCACAUCUCAGUCGAUUCAUAACAUGGUGUAAAACCAAGAUUGUAGGUCCCAGAGAUGAAGAGGAGGCAAGCUAUAGCUUAGAAACCUUUAGUUUUUACCUCAGUGAGCCUCUGAGUAAGGAACGGGUAGAAGCAUUCAGUGAUGGAGUCUAUGCUAUUGUAGCAACCUUGCUCAUUUUGGAUAUCUGUGAAGACAACGUUCCUGAUCCAAGAGAAGUUGGGGAGAAGUUUCAUGGAAGCCUUCUUGAAGCUUUAAGUGAAUACGGACCAAACUAUCUUGCCUACUUUGGUUCUUUUGUGACAAUUGGUCUCUUGUGGUUUGUCCAUCACUCGCUUUUCCUGUAUGUAACAAAAGCUACACGAUUAAUGGGACUGCUUAAUAUACUUUCGUUGGCUUUCAUUGGUGGUCUUCCGCUGGCUUACCAGCUGACCAGUGAAUUUGCAGAGAAGUCACACAAUGAGAUAGAAGCUAUUCAGGUCAGCUGUGUAAUUACUUUCUUUGCCAGCAUAUUUCAGUUUGCAAUAUGGACUACAGCUCUCCUCCAUGAAAGGGAAACAUUGCAUCCUUUUGCUAGAUAUGGUGGCAAGGAGCAUGCCUUCAUGUUUGCCAAGCUGGCUCUCUACCCUUGUGUGAGCCUUGGGGCCUUCUUUCUAACAUGCUUGUUAAGUGAAUUUAGCACAGAAAUUUUCCAUCUUAUGCAGAUUGUAAUCCCAUUUGCUUUUCUUGCCUUGCGCAUUUUUGUCAGGAUUUCUUUAACUGUCAUAAAGUCUGUGAUGUCUCUUUCCAGACGGAAGGUUGUAUUGUUAGAAGAAGAGGAGGCAUGUUUGUCUCCUACUGAAACACACUCAUAAAUUUCCAUGCAGUGCAUGUGAAGUUAAAUCAUUAAUUUCAGUUCUUCUAACUCAUGUUGUCUUGAUGUGUGAUCUGUAUAUUGAUCUAAAUUAAAGCUUGUGUUGACCAUAA